CUGGACAGAUCAAGUGUACAAAGUCCUGUGCAUUUCACUUGCGCUCCGAGCUAUUUGCUUUCAGUUGGUUUUUGGAAUAAUUUAAGAACAACAUUCGAAGAAGAAAAUUGAUUUAAUCGGAAAAGGAAUUUGGAAUUAUAUUGUCUACCCUCGCAGUAAAGAAUUAUAGUUUGGAACGUUAAAUUGUUGGGGCUACAUUUGUUACUUCAUCAUGAGUUCUGUUUUGGCCACUGAGGGCCUGUUCUUCUCCGCCUUACAGCCCAGCUCUUCGGUCACCACAUAUGCGGUCCCGUCCGAUGACCAGCUCGGGACGGAUCAGCUGUCGAAAGCCAAACGCGUCCAGCAGCAGGUACAGCAGCGCAUGGCGGAGAAAGCCUCAUCCUUAUCCCGACUGAACGCAUCUCAUUACAGCUCAACAGAAUUUAACGGCUUGUCCUCCACAAGAUACCAAAUCAAAGGCCCUGGAUUCCCUUCCAAGUCUCUUGUCCCCAAUGGAAACAGAACAAUGGCAACCCCCCGAAUAUCUCAGUAUGCAGGUGGAUUUUCCUCUCGCUCUGCAGUAGAAGUGGGCACUCAGCACAGAAUUAGCCGUGGUGUCUCCAUGCCUGCAGUAGUGGGACGUCCAUACAUGCUUCAAGACGAUGCACAUGCGAGUGGCUUUUAUACUAACCAUAUGCAGACAAUGGACUCUAGAACUAUGAGUCGUGCUGAGCUGGAGGCAGCAUCAAUAGGCGGGCAUACAUUCCAGCGGCAAUCAUCUCCUGUGGCUAACUGGAAGCCAUCCUAUGGCCAAUGCCCUUCGCUGAAUGUGGUGCAUAGGCAACGCACCCUCAGUGGAACCCUGGCACCGGGGGGAUUCAGCAGAGGCUGGAGGGAGUCAGAGUUUGCUCAUCAAUAUUCAUUUAAAGGCCCCUCUCACCGAACCAUCAGCCGUAUAAAUAAUCGGCAGGUUCAGCAACAACAGCAGCAAAAGAUGGGUGGCAGUAAUAUGCAAUGGCAGCAGAUGUCCACUGGGGGCAGCAGUCUGAUGGGUGCUGGACAUUACCAGGGUACCAUAAAGCGAGCAGGGUCUGUGCAUAGUAUGAAGAGUGUUGGUCGUGGUGUGGACGUGUGUGAUGGUUUGGCAGAUGGAACUGUUGAUGCCCUUGGCGGAAUCCAUAACCUGGACAUGACCAAAGCAGUCAAUUAUAUUUCUUCCACUGACGUUGCCAUGCAGAUGUUGGGAGCAGCCUAUAUACAGCAUCAGUGCUACCACAGUAAUGAGGCAAAGAGCAUGAUGCUGAAUCUGAAGGGCAUCCAAGUGUUAGUGCAGCUUUUCAGCAGUGAGAACCAGGAGGUGCAGCGCUAUGCCACAGGUGCUACACGCAAUCUUAUCUACGAGAAUAUGGACAACAAGACAGCACUUAUUGAAUCUGGUGGCAUUAGCAAACUAAUUGGUGCUUUAAGACAACCAGAUGAUGAACUACGCAAAAAUAUAACAGGUAUUUUGUGGAACCUGUCUUCUAAAGACAGUCUAAAGGAGAAGCUGGCUAGAGAGAGUUUGUCUGAGCUGACAGAGAGAGUGCUGGUGCCUCUAUCUGGAGGUGGAGAUGCUGGCGUCAUUCAACAGAGUAUGUCUGAAGCUGAUAUAUUCUACAACACUACAGGCUGCCUCAGGAACCUGAGCUCAGUAAAUGAAAGAACCAGGCAACAGAUGCGGGAUACUCAAGGCUUAGUGGACUCUCUGGUUGGAUACAUUCAAAACUCCCUACAGGAUGAAAAAAGAGAGGAAAAGGGUGUAGAGAAUUGUGCAUGUGUCCUGCGCAACAUGUCCUUCCAGCUGUACUCUGAGAUCCCAGCCUCAGUUCAGAUCCGUUUGGAAGGGCCCACUCGAGCACAGGACACACGGCACAGUGACCCCAUAGGCUGCUUCACCCCGCAAAGUAGGAAAUCAAAAGAUAGAAAUCAAGAGCUGUCCACCUUCUCUGAAGUUGCACGAGUCCCUAAAGGUGCAGAGUGGCUGUGGCACCCAAAAAUAGUCGGCUUAUACAACAGCAUCCUGCAGAGCUGUGAGACAAAUACAGCCACAAGAGAGGCUGCAGCAGGAGCCUUGCAGAACAUCACAGCGGGGGAGGCCAGGUGGGCAUCAGUGUUGAGUCACGUGGCACUGGAGCAGGAGCGGAUGUUGCCAGUGAUACUUCACCAGUUGCAAAGCCCCACUGAUGCAGAGCUCCGUUCUCUCACAGGUUUGCUGAGGAACCUCUCCAGACACAGCAAAAACAAAGCUGACAUGGCUACCAAAGUGGUUAAUGUUCUAGUGACCAAACUCCCCAGUGACGGACAUCAGAAAGACCCUUCUAGUGAUGUUGUGGUCAACAUUUGUGGGGUUCUCAACAAUCUGGUUACAGCAAGCUCUGUAGCUGCAAGAGAUAUCACUUUCUUUGAUGGACUACCCAAGCUGGUCAGCAUUAAGACAUCCCAUGACAACAGUCCUGGGAAGCUGAAAGCGGCCAGGGUUGCCUCCACGGUGCUGUGCAACAUGUUUCAGUACAGCAAACUCCACAGAGACUACAAACAGAAAGGGUUCACAAAGCGAGAUUUCACUGAUGUAGCCAUCUAAUCUGUGUCCAUGAUUCAGUACUAAACAACUCAAAGGAUAAGGUGGCAAUAGACGACUAUAGGAUUCUACCUGUCUUUACCACCACUACCCAAGGGUCCACCAAAGUCACAAAGGGAAUGUGAUCAGCCUCUAUCAUCCACAGUGAAGCAGUGGAGAGAAUGAACAGUUUUUACUAGAUUAUAAAUCUGAGUUUGCAACACUCAUAAGUAUUAUGAAAUGCCAGAAAUGUAGAGGAAUGCUUGCAGAGCACUACAUCUAAAAGGUAGACCCAAAUGCAUGUGUGUGUCUUGGUUGAAUUAAUUACAUGAACCUAAAGUCUGUUUGGGAGAAGGCAACAGAUAGACAUGAAAUGUUAGCUUCCAUUAGUUGAUUGCAGAAACACAUUACUUUGAACAAUUCAAAGAUUAAUUCUUUCACCAAGAUCUGCUUCUUUUGCAUAGACUGGAAGCUAAUCAGUCUUAUCCUAAAUAUAUUUUAUUUUUGCUAAAUAUUUUUGUAGUUGCUCACAACUAAAGAGACAGAUUUGCCGGACUGGGUAUUUCAUGAAUAUCUUUAACAUCUCUGCAGGCUUUUGCUCAUAUUACAGUUUCAUUAGCACUGGAAUUUAAGUGCAAAAGAGAUAACACAUUACUGUAUAUGUCAUCUGAAAUAUAUCUGAAUAUCAUGAAAGCACAAAUAUAACACCCCAUUGCCUUUUGAAAUAAAUCCUUAUUUGGACAUUUGUAUUCAUAAUUAUAAGUCAGUUACAUUCAGAAGCAGUGCAUAAGAAUUCCCUACCCCAGAUUUAUAUAAUACAUUAAAACAAUAGUCACAAAUCAUUUUGAUAUAAUAUGGUAACAUUGUUUUUGUUGUUGUUGUUUUUUUUUUGACUUUGUGCAGUCAAUCAAGUUUAUUGUCCACAUUACUAAACUUAAUUUACACAUGAACUAAAUGGC
Xyrauchen texanus (razorback sucker) is the source of this 3534-nucleotide messenger RNA. RefSeq names its product plakophilin-3-like. Gene Ontology annotation, molecular function: cadherin binding. The record is from RefSeq and is a predicted model, not a curated record. NCBI's taxonomy places the organism in Eukaryota, Metazoa, Chordata, Actinopteri, Cypriniformes, Catostomidae. The transcript is spliced from 13 exons. Gene Ontology annotation, cellular component: cytoplasm; nucleus; adherens junction. The coding region runs from base 212 to 2599 and encodes 795 amino acids. Gene Ontology annotation, biological process: cell-cell junction assembly; cell-cell adhesion.